This is a messenger RNA of Mangifera indica (mango), 1022 nucleotides long. RefSeq names its product protein SODIUM POTASSIUM ROOT DEFECTIVE 3-like. The transcript has 3 exons. Lineage: Eukaryota; Viridiplantae; Streptophyta; Magnoliopsida; Sapindales; Anacardiaceae. Bases 91 to 942 code for a protein of 283 amino acids. The record is from RefSeq and is a predicted model, not a curated record. Gene Ontology annotation, molecular function: metal ion binding.
UGCAUCAAAAUUUGGGUGGGACAUAAUCAUUUGGCCUUCUGUGAGCUGCUAGUUAUCUCUCUGCAUGUUUUGUUCAACAUUAUUCAAAAAAUGGAAGGAAUAGACAUCUUCUGUGCAUCUCAAGCUUCAACUGCCAUUUAUUUAAGCAUGAACCAACCUUCUUCCUCCUCCUCCAUUCUUCUUGGCGGCCGAGCCAUCGACCGCCAUAACCCCAUCAUUGGAGAUGGAAGAAGAUUCACCAAAGGCCUACCCACCGCCCCUUGUUCUUCUCACCAGCCGCCUGUAAAUCCCAAACCUUACCACCAACUUCAAAGCACCGGAAAAACUUCCUCCAAAAAGUCACCAUCAACCGAUCAAACCAAGAAAUACUCGAGUGAUCCAAAGAAGAAGUCUUCAUCAAAGUCAUCCGAUGCUGCAGACUGCAAGAUCAAAAGUUACGAUAAGAUUACUGACAUUAUAAUGAAGGGAUGUUUUAAGCCAACCACCCCAUCUGGCUCGUCUAGAUACCUCUUGAGCGACGUAGCUUUCUUCUCCGAUCAUGACCCGGUUUUGGCAUUGGUUCCUGUUGAACCCAACAAGAAGCCUAUGCAGGCUGUUAAACAAGAAGAUGAAUCCACUACUCCAAAGAUUUCUUCAUCAUCAUCAUCUCGCUCUGAAAAGCCUUAUUCAAACCAGGUGGUGGUUUUGAGAGUGUCAUUGCAUUGCAAAGGCUGUGCAGGAAAAGUAAGGAAACAUUUAUCCAGAAUGGAAGGCGUGACUUCGUUCAACAUAGAUUUCGCGGCGAAGAAGGUGACGAUUGUGGGAGAUAUAACACCCUUGAGUGUCUUAGCCAGCGUUUCAAAAGUGAAGAAUGCGCAAUUCUGGCCGGCUGCUCCGCCACCAGAUUCAUCUUCACCUGCCGCAUCCCCUGUCGCCUCAGCUAAGAAGGGAGAGAUUAAGUAAAACUAAGCGGUACUACUGUGCGUGUAUGUUGUAGAACAGUUUAUUAAAAUAAUAUUAUUUUAAUAUUUUUUCUUAAUUAA